Messenger RNA from Daucus carota subsp. sativus, 1824 nucleotides. RefSeq lists its product as uncharacterized. The record is from RefSeq and is a predicted model, not a curated record. The coding region runs from base 109 to 1413 and encodes 434 amino acids. The transcript has 10 exons. Gene Ontology annotation, molecular function: protein binding. NCBI's taxonomy places the organism in Eukaryota, Viridiplantae, Streptophyta, Magnoliopsida, Apiales, Apiaceae.
CGUGCAAACAGUGCAGCAUCCUGGUGAGACGGAGGGAGUAUAACACUAACCACCCUCCUCUUCAAAACAAACAUCUCCUUUUGCUUGAAUAACAAACCCCUAGUUUCAAUGGAACCUUCUUUUCUAAUCGCAAUCCUCUCGCUUCUUCUCGGCGCUAUCAUCAUCUUCGUUGUGUUCGGCAACUACUUUCGCAACAGGAGAUCGGACAUCGAUUCGCUCUCCAACAACAACAAGGAGAUCGUCGAUUCCAAGCCUGCGUCCAAGCCGCAACACAAGAAACUCGGCUCUAAGCCUCACUCUCAUGCUGCUGAUAAGGAAUUGAACAAGCGGCAUCACCCUCUUGAUCUGAAUACCUUAAAAGGACAUGGGGAUUCUGUUAAUGGCUUAAGUUUCUCCUCGGACGGCCGUAGUUUGGCAACUGCUUGUGGAGAUGGAGUAAUCAGGGUGUUUAAGUUGGAUGAUGUUUCAAGUAAAAGUUUCAAAUUUCUGAGAAUCAACUUACCUCCUGGAGGUCAUCCAACAGCAGUUGUAUUUGGUGAUGUUGUGACCUCCUAUGUUGUGGCUUGUGAGGCACUUGUUGGUUCUUCUUUGUACAUGUAUGGAGAAGAGAAGCCCAAACCGCCAGCUGAUGCUAAGCAGCAGGCUAAGCUUCCUUUACCAGAAAUGAAAUGGCAGCAACAUAAAGUUCAUGAUAAAAGAGCUAUAAUCACCUUAUCAAGAACUUCGGCAACCUAUGGCAAUGCAGAUGGAAGCACAAUUAUUGCAUCAUGCUCCGAAGGAACUGAUAUCAUACUUUGGCAUGGAAAUACUGGAAAGAUAUUGGGGAAUGUUGACACUAAUCAACUCAAAAACACAAUGGCUGCCAUAUCUCCAAAUGGUCGUUUUAUUGCUGCAGCAGCUUUCACUGCUGAUGUGAAGGUUUGGGAGAUUGUAUACUCGAAGGAUGGUUCAGUUAAGGAGGUCUCAAGAGUUAUGCAGCUCAAAGGGCAUAAGAGUGCUGUCACUUGGCUGUGUUUUAGUCCUAAUUCGGAAGAAAUUAUAACGUCAUCGAAGGAUGGUACCAUGAGGGUAUGGAAUAUUAAUGUUCGAUAUCACCUUGAUGAGGAUCCAAAAACGUUGAAGGUGUUUCCUAUUCCAUUGCAAGAUUCAACUGGCACUACUUUGAACUAUGAUCGUCUCAGUAUUUCACCUGAUGGAAGAAUACUAGCAGUUACUCACGGGCCACUUUUGCAAUGGUUAUGUGCUGAAACAGGGAAGAUUCUAGAUACAGCCACCAAGGCACAUGAUGGUGACAUUACAGACCUUGCAUGGGCGCCAACUGGUAUUCCAAUGGGAGACAAGAAAAUAACUGUUCUAGCCACUUCAGGCACAGACAAGAAAGUGAAGUUGUGGGCAACACCAUCUCAAAAUUAAUCUUAGUGGGUCUGAUGUGAUACCUAAUCAUGUGAACCACUGGUCUGCUUCCUGAACUUUGAUUCGAUCCCUUUCUAAUCAAGCUGCUUUUGAUUUAGCUGGAAGUUGGAAAGUAGUCUGAUAUCAAGAAUUAGGCGGCAGAAUAGAAAACUAAGGUCCCUGUGACGGCUUAUGUUUGUGCAGAAAUAUUCACUGAUAUUGGCAGGAAUCUUAGUUUCAUUUAGUGGUUUAUAUCACAUGGCAUGAUGCAAGAACUGUAAAGCUUCCACAGGACUCAGAUUUUCAGAGGUGAGAUUGCCAUCUUUGCAAGAUACAUCAAUGUAUACAAAUAUUGCAUAAUUUGAGACCUGGGGACCUACCUCUUGCUUAUACCUGAGCUUUGCCCUUUUUAAUAUUAUUUUCUUUUAGCAA